UCUUCAUUUCCUCUGCAUUUUCUCUCUCUGCUUCAGCCGACGGUAGCCUGACACAAUGGUUCACGUUUGCUUCUACCGCAACUAUGGGAAGACAUUCAAGAAGCCUCGACGCCCGUACGAAAAGGAGCGUCUGGAUGCAGAGCUUAAGCUCGUUGGAGAAUACGGGCUCCGUUGUAAGAGGGAGCUAUGGAGGGUGCAAUACGCACUGAGCCGUAUCCGUAACAAUGCAAGGAUGCUUCUCACUCUAGAUGAGAAAGACCCAAAAAGAAUCUUCGAGGGUGAGGCCCUUCUUCGAAGGAUGAACAAGUACGCUCUUUUGGACGAGAGCCAGAACAAGCUCGAUUACGUGUUGGCACUCACUGUUGAGAACUUUCUAGAACGCCGCCUUCAGACACUUGUGUUCAAGGCCGGCAUGGCUAAAUCGAUUCACCAUGCUCGUGUUCUCAUCAGGCAGAGGCACAUUAGGGUUGGAAGGCAGGUGGUGAAUGUCCCGUCUUUCAUGGUUAGAGUUGACUCUCAGAAACACAUUGACUUUUCUCUCACUAGCCCGUUCGGUGGUGGUCGUCCCGGUAGAGUGAAGCGAAAGAACCAGAAAGCUGCUUCCAAGAAAUCUGGCGGUGGUGGUGAAGAAGAAGAGGACGAGGAUUAAGCAUUUCCUUUCAGUUAUUAAAAAAAUCGUUUUAACUUGUUUUGCCAAUUUCAUGUUUGAAGCUCCGUGGAGUAUCGGUUGUGUCGACUUUUAUCCCGUUCUUUUUUUUAAUCUCUUGUUUUAGCCUUUUUGUUGGUAUGAGAUGACAGUUAGCAAAGAAUUUUGUUGUUUGAGUUGCAAUAUCAAUGACUAUUUAUAGGUUCUGAUAUAUUUUGAUUAUGCA
Erythranthe guttata (spotted monkey flower) is the source of this 872-nucleotide messenger RNA. RefSeq names its product small ribosomal subunit protein uS4y. The record is from RefSeq and is a predicted model, not a curated record. NCBI's taxonomy places the organism in Eukaryota, Viridiplantae, Streptophyta, Magnoliopsida, Lamiales, Phrymaceae. Gene Ontology annotation, biological process: ribosomal small subunit biogenesis; translation. Gene Ontology annotation, molecular function: rRNA binding; structural constituent of ribosome. Gene Ontology annotation, cellular component: cytosolic small ribosomal subunit.